CAAAGUACCAACAAAGAAAAAGAAAGAUUAAAGGAAGCAGCUUUUUGCUUUAAAUUUCAAGAGAGAAAGCUUAGCAAAGGGAUUCCAUUUCAAUCUGGAUUUGGGUUUCUGUUGUGAGAGGGGGGAAAAAGGGGAAUUUUUUUUAGGCAUGGCUGAAGUUCUGGGGAAAGCAAAUCUGUUCAUGGCUUGUAACUAUAGUCAGAAGAAGAAUCAAGAAUUUUCUAGGAAAAUUUCUGGGUUUUGUUUAAUAAACAAUACUCUUCCUUCCUUGAAGAUGAAAUCUCAGGCUCCGAGGAGUUGUUUUAAUGGAAAAAGAGUGGUUUUUUUAGAGAAGAAAAGUGUAAAUGAUAGAAGUUCUCGUCUACUUCCCCUUAAAGCACAGAUGCAAACUGGGCUUAUUGGUAAAACACAGAAGUGGUGGGAGAAGGAACUGCAACCAAAUAUGAAAGAAGUGACAUCUGCACAAGAUUUGGUGGAUUCUCUGUUGAAUGCAGGGGAUCAACUUGUUAUAGUAGAUUUUUUCUCCCCUGGUUGUGGUGGCUGUAAGGCUCUUCAUCCCAAGAUUGGUCAAUUGGCAGAGAUGAACCCAGAUGUGCAGUUCCUUCAGGUGAACUAUGAGGAGCAUAAAUCCAUGUGUUAUAGCCUUAAUGUACAUGUGUUGCCUUUCUUUCGGUUCUAUAGAGGAGCUCAGGGGCGUUUAUGCAGCUUUAGCUGCACCAAUGCCACGAUCAAAAAAUUCAGAGAUGCUUUGGCCAAGCACAAACCAGACCGUUGCAGCCUUGGGCCAACAAAAGGUCUUGAAGAGAAGGAACUUCUGGCAUUAGCUGCCAACAAAGACCUUUCCUUCAACUACGCACCGAAACCAGUUCCUGAUCCGGAAAAGAUUCCGGCAUCAGAAGAAAAGCUCCCGACAUCGGUCAAGCCGAAAGAAAGCGAGAAAAAAACCUUGGUUGGUACUGGGAGAUGAAUGUGGUUUGUUUUUUUGCCAACCCCAUUCCACACUCCCUAUCGCCACUGUACAGUUACUAUAGAAAUAUAUAUCCAUGUUCAUCUUCCAUGUACAAGUAGUCAUGGUGCAAAUGAGCAAAACAUAGUGGAGUUGCAGGCUGUUGGUUUGUUAUUUUUGUUUGGGAUCGAUCCCAGCCAACAGCUUAAUUCAAGCAUGUUUGUAUUAUAAAGUUCAUAUUUUACAGGAAGCUUUAUAAGUUUGAAUGAA
Messenger RNA from Hibiscus syriacus, 1216 nucleotides. Its product is annotated as thioredoxin-like 1-1, chloroplastic. The transcript is spliced from 4 exons. Gene Ontology annotation, biological process: cell redox homeostasis. The record is from RefSeq and is a predicted model, not a curated record. The coding region runs from base 149 to 967 and encodes 272 amino acids. NCBI's taxonomy places the organism in Eukaryota, Viridiplantae, Streptophyta, Magnoliopsida, Malvales, Malvaceae.